AUGCUGAGGGAGGUCAAGUUCAGACCAAUAAUCAGCUCAGGAGGCAAACGGCUAGAAUCUCGUCCAAACGAUCAAUCGGACGCUGAUGGUCAUAGAGCUGUUGCACCCCUACCCAGUCACCUCAUUACAACGAAAAGGCCCAUGAUGAGCCAUAUGCACGAUCAUAAUAUCCAUUACAUUCUUGGGGCGCCUGGCUCUGGGAAAACGACUAUCGUGCCAUAUCUUCGCGAGCUACUUCCACGCUGGAUUAUUAUCGAUUGGGACGAGCUUAUGGUUCCGGCAGAAAUGUUGGCUGGACGUUCGAUUCGCGACAAUGAAUCGCUUUGGAAACCCUAUGCGGCUCUUGUGAAAUCAGUCUUGGAUAUGCUGGCUCCUAAUUCUGUUCUGCUUCUCGGAGUCUGUACCCCAGCUCAGUUAGCGGGAUGGCCCAUUCGCGAAUGGGUAAUACUUGAUUGUGAUGACCGGGAACGUACUGCGCGCCUUCAGCAACGGGGGGAGUCAGCUGAUGAAAUUCAGGAGGCCGUCAGCGAUGCCGCAGAGUACCGUGCACUUGGCCUGAGGACAACUGACGGAACUACUAUCACUCCUCAAGAGACGGCCCAGGCUAUCGCUGGCAUAAUCUGUAUGCCAUAG
Messenger RNA from Aspergillus nidulans FGSC A4, 633 nucleotides. RefSeq names its product AAA family ATPase. The coding region runs from base 1 to 633 and encodes 210 amino acids. The transcript has 3 exons. NCBI's taxonomy places the organism in Eukaryota, Fungi, Ascomycota, Eurotiomycetes, Eurotiales, Aspergillaceae. The record is from RefSeq and is a predicted model, not a curated record.